CGUGCGUAACGAACAGUGGCUAAUCAAAUCAAUGCGACAUGUUGUGGAGUUGAAGUGAAAACAGAAAGUGCUGGAAAAACUCCGCAGUUCUGGCCCCAGCUGACAGAGUUAUACUUCACAUCCGUUAAUGUCUUGGGAAGCAGCUGCCUUAUUCCUCUACGGGAGAUGCUAUAAAAGACUUAACCAUGGAUUUUCUCGUACCACGUGGAACCUUAUCAAAGGCUUUACUGAUGUCCAUGUAGACCACAUCAACAGCCCUACCCACAUCCACAUGCUUGGUCACCUUCUCAAAAAAAUUCAAUGAGAUAAAUCAAAAAUGGAGGAUAAUGGGACGAGUGAUGAAUCUAUGAAUAAAGAAUCUGUGGCACUGGAAGGAAGUGUUUCAACGUCCAGGGAAAAAGAGCAUCAUCAAGGUGUUGAUUUAGAACAGCACUCUGAGUCUGGGUCUGAGAUUGAAACUGGCAAGUGCAUGACAGGCAAUGUACAAAAUGAGGAGUGUGGGUCUGCUGGAAACAUACUUGAAAGCAGUCCAAGUAAGGGGAAGGAGUCUGUCAACAGGACAAGAAAAAGGCCGGAAUCAAAAGGAUCCAGUCAGCCAGGGUCAUCUGAACAACCACCUUUGGGAGUUGCUGACAAGGUACAAGAUCUCCCUAAUCAAGAGACAGGAAGUUGGGCCUCCUGGGGAAACUGGGGAAAGUCAUUGCUUACAACAGCAACAGCCACUGUUGCAUCUGUUGGUCAUGGGAUUUCUAAUGUGAUUGAAAAAGCUGAGACCACUCUUGGGAUUCCCAGCCCCACAGAAGUUUCAACAGAAGUGAACGUGUUCAAUGAAGACAAAGAAUUCAAGAAUGGUAACAAUAGCCCGAAAGCAGAGAGCAUAAACACCUCUCCAAGCAGUGGAGCAUUUGGGAUGUUUUCCACCAUCACUAAUGCCGUUCAGAGCACUGGGAAAUCUGUACUGAGUGGUGGUUUGGAUGCACUUGAAUUUAUUGGUAAAAAGACCAUGGAUGUUAUUGCAGAAGGAGAUCCUGGUUUCAAAAAGACAAAAGGACUAAUGUAUAGGACAACCACAUUGUCUCAGGUUCUGCGAGAGGCUAAAGAGCGAGAACAGCAACAAACAGCUGAGGAGGUUUCUGUGGAUACGGAAGAGAAGGCUCAUUAUGGAAUGUUAUUUGAUGAGUUUCAAGGUCUAUCCCAUCUGGAAGCUUUGGAGAUUUUGUCAAAUGAAAGUGAAAUGAAGGUUAAGUCAGUACUGAAUGCCUUGUCGGGAGAAGAUGUAGAAAAAUUGAAGGAGGAGUUAACAGCCAUAAAAGAAGCAUUUUGUUUAGCUGAAUUUGAUGAUGAGGAUGAAGAAGAUAACAAAGGGGGUGACGGGUCUGGAUUUGUGAAAGAAUUGACUGAGUUGUUAUCAGAGAUGAAAAUUGCUGCUACGUCUGACAAACUGGGCCAAGCCAGAAAGCAUGCUCACGAUCAUAUAAGUGAAAUAAAUGUUAUGUCACUGACGCAAGUAGAAGAUAUAUCAGAAGAUCCAGAGAAGAAAGAGCACAGUGAAGAAUCUAAACCUGAUGAUUCGAGCAAAGGUCAUAAACUUUCAAUUGAGAACAUCCAUACAUCUGCUAUCAGAAGCCUGGCAGAACUUACUGCUCGAUCCAUUGAACAAUUCCAUAAAGUGGCAGUACUAAUUCUUCACGGUCAGGACCAUGAUGUGGCUGCACUGGAUCGUGCAAAAACACUGUCAAAAGUGACUAUUGUCUUGUGUAAGGAAGUGGCUGCUCUUUCUAAACAAUUUACCUCCUGUUUGACAACAAUAGGGGCUAAAGAGAAGGUAGAGGUUCUUAAUCCAUUAAUUACUGGAGUAUUUUUGGAGGCUUCCAAUAGUGCAACCUACAUUCAGGAUGCAUUUCAGCUCCUGCUUCCAGUUCUUCAAAUUUCUGAAAUCCAGAUUCGCUCGGAUAUCACUGUACACUGACUUUGACUGUAUUUAUUUGCCUGAUAUGAAAUUUUUGUUCAAGUUCUCUGCCAAAACGUGAUUAACAAGUGCGGAUUAUUUAAGGUUGCAUUUUGUGAGCAGUGGAGGCCAUUUUAGACAUAGAUUCUGAUGGGAGGUGGAGUUUAACAGUGAAGGAAAAACAAACCUGCUCCGAAUAAAAGCUAGACAUUCGGAGUUUGAAUGUUUUUUGGAAAAACAUUUUUCUUUCCUUUGGUCUGAUUUCUGCAAGAUUCCGAUAUUAAAGUCAGGAUAAGAAUUAGCUCAGAUUUCCUGAAAUUAAAAGCUUUUGUCUUUAAGUGACAGAAUGCUUCAUGCCUUAAUAGCCUCUAAAUAUAUUUUUGCCCAGUACAAAAUAAUACAUAUUUUUUCAGUUAUUACUUGCAUUUGUACAAAAUGAAAUGUUAUUUGUAAGUAUGUUAUAUACAAUAUAAAGGACUUGUGUAAAAAUCAAAUAUUUGAGAUUAGGCCCCAAAUGAAAUACAUAAACAAACAUUGUAAUGAAAUAAAGUAAAAAAAAACACUAAAGACUUCGUAUUGAUUAGCUAACAUUUUUAAACAUUACCCACUUUGUAAAUACAUCAGGUUUUAUUUAC
Messenger RNA from Hemiscyllium ocellatum (epaulette shark), 2583 nucleotides. It is a transcript of the gene fam114a2, whose product is annotated as family with sequence similarity 114 member A2. Lineage: Eukaryota; Metazoa; Chordata; Chondrichthyes; Orectolobiformes; Hemiscylliidae. The coding region runs from base 317 to 1969 and encodes 550 amino acids. The transcript is spliced from 15 exons. The record is from RefSeq and is a predicted model, not a curated record.